UCCUCCUCCGCCGCCUGCUAACCCGCUAGCUGUGGCCGUCCGUCGCUGCAGUGGCCGCCCCGUGUCCAGCUGGGUCAGCUGAAACAGCCGAGUGGACCGGCCUGCUGGAUGAGCCUUCACACGGAGGACAGCGCAGGCUGCCGCGGCGGGACGUUUCCAGGCUGGGUGUCCGGGAGCGAUGGGCCGCGGGAGGUCGGAGGCUAGCUGCAGCUAGCUGUGCGGCUACAUCCAGAGCUAGCCGCGGAGAGCGAGCGGAGCGCCUCGGAUUCGCCUUAUCGUCCGCCUGAAGCCCGGUACCAGACCAUGCCUUCAGCCAGACAGGGGCGCUGAUGGACCGGGCCGUGUAGCCAGCCGCCGCUGCCCGCAUCCAGAGCUCCGAGCCGGGCUCCGCUCUCAGGACGAUGGCCUUCCACGGCGCGGGCCGCCAGCAGACCGUCUGCGGAGACCUGUUCCCGGGGUCCGAACUCGGCCACAAGUACUUCUGCGUGAGCUCCUCCUGCGGAGCUCCGUCCACGGGCCUGAGCGCCACGCCGUGCCUGGCGGGACCCACCGCCCCGGCCGGGACGCCCCGCCACCCCACGGCCCUGGGCGGGAGCGCCGGCGGAGGAGCGGCAGUGCCGCAGCCCUACAGCAACCCGGCCAGCGAGGUGCCCAGCCCCGCGGAGAUGGAGCCCGACCGGCCCAUCGGAUACGGAGCCUUCGGCGUGGUCUGGUCAGUCACAGACCCUCGGGAUGGGCGGAAAGUGGCUCUGAAGAAGAUGCCCAACGUCUUCCAGAACCUGGUCUCCUGUAAGAGGGUGUUCAGAGAGCUGAGGAUGCUCUGCUUCUUCAAACACGACAAUGUCCUGUCGGCUCUGGACAUCCUCCAGCCUCCACAGAUCGACUGCUUUGAGGAGAUAUACGUGAUCACAGAGCUGAUGCAGAGCGACCUCCACAAAGUCAUCGUGUCUCCCCAGCCGCUCACCACCGACCACAUCAAGGUCUUCCUCUAUCAGAUCCUCCGAGGGCUGAAGUACCUUCACUCGGCCGGGAUCCUGCACCGAGACAUCAAGCCUGGAAACCUGCUGGUCAACAGCAACUGUCUGCUCAAGAUCUGCGACUUCGGCCUGGCGCGGGUGGAGGAGCCCGACCCGUCGCGUCACAUGACCCAGGAGGUGGUGACGCAGUACUACCGGGCGCCCGAGGUGCUGAUGGGUUGCCGCCACUACGGCUCGGCCAUCGACGUGUGGUCGGUCGGCUGCAUCUUCGCCGAGCUGCUGGGGCGACGCAUCCUCUUCCAGGCUCAGAGCCCCAUCCAGCAGCUGGACCUGAUCACAGACCUCCUGGGAACUCCUCCUCUGUCAGCCCUGGCGUCGGCCUGCGAGGGGGCCAGAGCCCACAUCCUGAGGGGGCCCCACAAACCGCCGUCGCUCUCUGUGCUCUACAUGCUGUCUGAUGGAGCUACCCAUGAGGCUGUGCACCUCCUCUGUCGCAUGCUGGUCUUCGACCCGGCUAAAAGGAUCUCCGGCAGCGACGCCCUGUCCCACCCCUACCUGGACGAGGGCCGCCUGCGGUACCACACUUGCAUGUGCCAGUGCUGCUACUCGGUGCCCAGCGGCCGGGUGUACACCCGGGACUUCGAGCCGGUGGCCGAGCGGCCGUUCAGCCACAGCUACGAGAACAGCCUGCUGUCGGUGUGGCAGGGCAAAGAGCUGAUCCACCGCUUCAUCACGGAGCACCAGCAGGGGAAGCGAGUGCCGCUGUGCAUCAACCCUCAGAGCGCCGCCUUCAAGACCUUCAUCAGGUCGACGGCCUGGCACUCGUCCAAGGUUUCCAGGAAGGAGGAGAGAUGAGCGCUCGCCCGGCGGGUCAGCGGCGGCAGCGCGAGGAAGGACUUUAUCGGCCGCCAAGUUUGGCUCUUUUCCUUUCCCCCCAUUUUACCCGAGUAGAGGAGGAGAAGCAACACACUGAACCACCGCGUCAGGGAUCGAACCCUCAGUGACCCUCACACAGACCUUUUCCCCGGUGCUGAAUCAAACAGGCUGCUGGUGGUUUGGGGGGCGUGCCGGGGGUCGGCGGAGGACUCCUGCUCUCUAGAGACUGUAGCUGGUUUGGUAGGUUUGAUGCUAGUUGGUUUUUGAAGUCAUUCCAGGUCUGUGCAGUGUGGAUCCUUUCAAAAGAAAAACGACGACCCGGCGCCCGCCGUGGGCGGAGCCAGACACCCGGAGCCCCCCACGCCUCGCCGCUCCACCUCUCUCCUGUCCGGAUGACGUGGCCACAUGUAGCAGGCUCCGGCCGCCGCCGGCUCAGUGUUCCCUCGCUCCGCCUCCACUUCCUGUGGGAGACAGGAAGUGGUGGUUUGUUUUGAUGCCAGCUUUUAAUUUAUUGCGUGUGUGUUGGUGAGUGAUUCUUAGCGUCUGAAGCGUCUCCAUUACCUCAGAGUGGAAGAUGAAGCGAGCGGAGGCAGCGGCGGAUCCAGAGGAAAUCCACCCGUCUAGUUUUGGGGUUUGAACUCGCGGCUCAUUUUUCAGGCCCGGGUCAAGGGGUCAUGACCUCAGGAGGCACAGCGGCUUGGUUUUGUUCUUAUCAUUCUGAUGUGCGUCUCCAUUUCUCAGUUCCAGCACGAUUCGCCUCGCCUCCGGUCAGUUUCGGUCUUUUUCCAUAGAGACAGAGUUCCGCCUUGCUGUGGGUGAAACUCCCGGACGACGUUCGUUCUGCAACACGUUUGAGUCACGAUCCGGUUACGUCCGGCUCCGUCAUGAUUUCCGAGCAACCAUCUCUGACCAACCAUUGUUGUGGUUGUGUUUUAAAAAUGGCGGGUCGCUCUCCUGACUCUUCCAGUGACCAAUCAGAGGCCGGCGUCACGUUUUCCCCCAGACUGGUUUGGAACCGCAGCCGAGCGGAUUCUAAGACAGUUUCUGGUAUCCGGUAACGACAUGAAAUGGAAAAAGCCUUAAAAACUGAGUGGAGGCGAGGCGAGUACCUCACCAGUGGAAAAUCCCCAGUCAAGCCAGGAUGGUUAGCAACAGCUGAAAUGAGGCCACGCCCCCUUUAUCACAGUAAAACUCUUUAUCCACUGAACAUGACAGACGGUCGGCGGGUGGAGCUGAAGGUGUCCUCAUGGCCACAGCCGCCGUUUUUCUGAGAAUUAAUCUGCAGAAAGCUAACCUGAGACGGUUAGCAUUGAAGACGUCGGCCUUCUCUGAGCUAGCAAACAGAUGGAUGGGCGUGUCUUUAGCAGCCAUGCUACGUCUUCAGGCGUUUGUCAGGACGCCAUGAAUGGCGGCGAGCUCGGCGCGUCCGCCGAUUCACUCCAUGGCGUGCUAGCAUUGAGCUAACGUCCAGUUAGCCUCAGUGAAAUGUGAAUGGUAAAUUCAGAAAGUCGCCACACACCUCAUGAUGCAGAAUUCCGUGUUUUUUUGCUGCGUUUUACUGUCCAUCGUGGAAUAUUGAUCAAAUAUGGAACAACAGAGUUUGGGUUUUAAACGUUUUCUAUCUUGUUUUAAUGAAUUAUGAUUUGCUACAUAAUGACGACACCCCGUUCAACCUAAAUCAUCAAUAAAUAUUGAUCCACAUAAAAUCUAAAUUCACCUCUGAUCACAGGUAGUGGGCGUGUCUGAUCCUGAAGUGGGCGUGGCCUCAAGCAGCUAAAUAAAGUUGCAAAAAUACUGACUGCAUUGUAGAACCAGCAAAACGUUGAAGUGGGGACAUCAUGAGCUCAACAUGAAGACACGCCCCCUUAGCGCUCUGCCCAGCAGUUGAUGCUACGCUAACGUCGAUACGCCGAGACGUUAGAGAACAUGACCUUGAACCACGAGUGAUGCUUCAAACCACACGGAUCCGUUUUACCUCCUGUCAGCUGGAUGGGCGUGGCCACACCCUGCAGCGGCCCGGUGGGCGUGGCCUGGUGGGCGUGGCCACAUCCUUCGCUCUGUUAAACGCCCUCUCAUCCCGCCGCUCCUCAUUCGGUGGUAAACGCUGGUUUUGCUGAGUUCAGGCCCCCUUUGAUGAAGAGUGUUUUGGUUUCUAGUUGAACUUUGCCCUCUGACCUCACGUGGACCCCUGAGCAUGCCCCCCCGCCCCCCCCUUCAGUUUCUGCAUGUGUAUAUUAGUGGAGAGCUGCUGAGAGUUUGGAUGCUGUGAAGUGUUUUGAGUCCGUCGACGUGUUUCUGUGCUCUUUUAAUUUAAUUCAUCUUAGCAGGAAGUUUCUGACGUUUAGCCGAGUUUCUUUUUCCCCUUUUUUUUGUAACCUGAUGAUGAUUAUUAUUAUUUGUUUUUUCCGUAGUUUCUGUUUGAGUACGUGUUGAGUGAGGCCACCAUGAAAAGAGCCGUCUGGGUGUUUGGGGCUGUGAUUGGUUGAGCUCCGGACUCGUGGUCGUGUUGGUAGAACCCUUCUGGUCUAGAGUUCCGGGCUGUUCCUCCAGCAGACGAACCGCCGCGGCUCCAAUUCUGGGAAAACAAACUUGAUGUUUUUUCUUCUAAAUAUGAAACCGAUGUUCUGUUGUCUUUGUUUUAGGUUGUUUUUUUUUUUUUGUUUUUUUUUUUUUAAACUUGUGUUCUCGACAAAUACUUGAAUUUCUUAAACCUGUUUAAAGUAGUGAAUGAAAGUAAAUAAAUGGACACU
Messenger RNA from Salarias fasciatus (jewelled blenny), 4603 nucleotides. RefSeq names its product nemo-like kinase, type 1 (gene nlk1). Gene Ontology annotation, molecular function: ATP binding; MAP kinase activity. The record is from RefSeq and is a predicted model, not a curated record. The coding region runs from base 402 to 1832 and encodes 476 amino acids. The transcript has 12 exons. Gene Ontology annotation, biological process: protein phosphorylation. NCBI's taxonomy places the organism in Eukaryota, Metazoa, Chordata, Actinopteri, Blenniiformes, Blenniidae.